Priapulus caudatus is the source of this 1521-nucleotide messenger RNA. RefSeq names its product zinc finger MYM-type protein 1-like. NCBI's taxonomy places the organism in Eukaryota, Metazoa, Priapulida, Priapulimorpha, Priapulimorphida, Priapulidae. The record is from RefSeq and is a predicted model, not a curated record. The coding region runs from base 1 to 1521 and encodes 506 amino acids. The transcript has a single exon.
AUGGGUGGGCCGUUCGUUGCGUCGGUUAGAAGUGCGACCGGGCCCCAGGGUGAAGGUCACAGCGGCACUGUCAACCGAUUUUGCACAAAGAGUUUUCUCGAGAGAACACUUUCCAAUGGGGAAAUAGUCUCAAGAAGUUGGUUGUGCUACUCUCUUUCAACCUGCCACGUGUACUGUUUUGCUUGCAAGCUUUCAAAUAGCACUGGUAACUUGGCAACAGUCGGAUACGGAGAUUGGAAGCAUGCCAGAAGCAAUCUAGAGCAACACGAGAGAUCCACAUCACACUGCUGGAAUGUUACUCAACUGGCGAAACGAGCUUCUGCAUCCUGUCGUAUCGAUGAAACUAUGAUCAGACAUGCCAACGAAGUUGAAUCGUACUGGUGCCAAGUUUCGAAACGAUGUGUGAGCGUGAUCAGCUUCCUGGCUGAGCGCGUUCUUGCAUUUCGCGGAACCGAUGAAAUCGUGAGUUCGCGUAACAAUGGAAAUUACCUUGGUCUUAUGGAACUGUUGGCGCAAUACGAUUCUUUCUUAGCUCAGCACAUCCAACAGCAUGCCAAUAAAGGUACUGGACACACAAAUUACUUGUUCUCAACCACAUGCGAGGAGCUUAUUGCGAUCAUGGAGACGCAUGUUCUAGAUAACAUUGUAGGUCGAGUCAAAGAGGCAAAGUACUUUUCAGUCACGGUUGACUCGACUCCGGAUGCCAGUCCCGUUGACCAGCUAACAUGUGUGCUACGCUACAUGAAAAAUGAGACACCAGUUGAGCCUUUCGUGCACUUCUUCGAUAACGCUGGACACACUGGGCAAGAUCAGGCGAAUUCUCUGAUGAGAUUCAUCGAGGCUAACGGCAUCGAUAUUGCUAACUGUAGGGGUCAGUCGUACGACAACGCUGCUAAUAUGAGUGGGAAAUACCGCAGAAUGCAAGCAAUCAUUCAGCAGAUAAAUCCUCUAGCAGUGUAUGUUCCAUGUACCGCACAUUCACUAAACUUGGUGGGGCAAGCCGCGGUCAGCAGUUGUCGCCCCGUGGUUUCAUACUUCGGAUUCGUGCAGGAGUUGUACAACUUCUUCACGAGCUCAACAUCACGGUUCGAUAUUUCGAUGGAUAGAAUAAACCCGAAAGGAUUACGCGUCCCGAAGAGCUUGAGUGACACGCGUUGGUCAGCUCAUGCAGGCGCAACAAAACCUCUGAGAGAAGGUUACACAGAAAUUCUAGAUGUCCUUGACGGAAUCUCCGAAGACGAGAAUCAAAAAGGUGACAGGAGAAAUACGGCUUCUUCCCUCUAUGGGGUAAUGAAUAAAAUAGAGACAGGCUUCUAUACUGUGUUCUGGGACAGCAUUCUCGACCGUUUCAACCGCACAAGUAAAAGCCUCCAAGGCAACAACACCGAUCUCAACACUGCUGUAGCACUCCUGAAAUCGCUCUCAACAUUCGUGCAUGGGUUACGUGAUCGCUUCGAGGAUUUUGUCGUGGAAGGAGCGAUUCGCGCUGGCUGCAACGACUUUUCUCGCAAGUCGCGCUGA